Molecule: messenger RNA, 1280 nt
Organism: Mus caroli (Ryukyu mouse)
Lineage: Eukaryota; Metazoa; Chordata; Mammalia; Rodentia; Muridae
Source: RefSeq, a predicted model, not a curated record
GAGUGAGUGGGUACAAAGGAGGGGCUGAGUGACUCGGGGCCACAUAGGCAGCAAGGAGCAAGGGGCCUGAGCAAGAGGUACCAUAUUUACCUCAGUGUGUGAAGAUCUUUUGUCCAGGCUGGGGCAGGAGAGAACCUGAGGCCCCUGCAGGAGGUGGGCCAGGGGCCUGACCUUUUUGCAUCUUCAGAGAGUUGGAACAUGGCUGCACUCUGGCUGCUGCUGCUGGCCCUCGGUCUGCACUGCAUGGGAGCAGGUGGCUUUGUGGCUCAUGUGGAAAGCACGUGCNUGNUGGANGAUGCUGGGACCCCACAGGACUUCACAUACUGUGUUUCCUUCAACAAAGAUCUGCUGGCCUGCUGGNAUCCAGAUGUGGGAAAAAUAGUCCCCUGUGAAUUUGGGGUGCUGUAUCCAUUGGCUGAAAAUUUUUCAAGGAUCCUCAACAAAGAAGAGAGCCUUCUCCAGCGUUUGCACAAUGGGCUUCUGGACUGUGCCUCCCAGACCCAGCCCUUCUGGGAUGCGCUGACCCACAGAACGAGACCGCCAUCUGUCCGAGUAGCCCAAACCGCUCCUUUUAACACAAGGGAGCCUGUGAUGCUGGCCUGCUAUGUCUGGGGCUUCUAUCCAGCGGAUGUGACCAUCACAUGGAUGAAGAAUGGGCAGCUUGUCCCUUCCCACAGCAACAAGGAGAAGACAGCUCAGCCCAAUGGAGACUGGACAUACCAGACAGUCUCCUACUUAGCCUUAACCCCUUCCUUCGGGGACGUCUACACCUGUGUGGUUCAGCACAGUGGGACCUCUGAGCCCAUCCGCGGGGACUGGACACCCGGGCUGUCCCCCAUCCAGACAGUGAAGGUCUCUGUGUCUGCAGCCACCCUGGGCCUGGGCUUCAUCAUCUUCUGUGUUGGCUUCUUCAGAUGGCGCAAGUCUCAUUCCUCCAGCUACACUCCUCUCCCUGGAUCCACCUACCCAGAAGGACGGCAUUAGAGAGCAGAACCAGGAGCCAUGGAGAUUCAGACUUCUGAGGACUCCUUCAUGCCCCCAACAUCUUCAGGACACCCCACUUUGUUGUGUCAUACUGCCUCUAUUCAGUUCCCCUUCCUGAAGUAAAUAUUAGUAGUUUGGGGGGUAUUUAUAUUCAAGUCUGUUCCAGGUGUUUUCUGAGGUGAGCUGAAAUGAGGCACGGGUUCAAGGCCUCCUGAGAGCCCCUCCUUGUCACAGAGGGCACGGUGUUAUAGGUGAUCACUAAGAAAUAAACUGGUGGACUUAUUGAUUUCUCCCAA